CUCCUUCUUCUGAAAUCUUCAUACAGUUCAAACUUCAAAGAUGUUUUCAGGGGUAGCCGGAAUGCUCAACCGAGGCCACAAGAUCAAAGGGACUGUGGUCUUGAUGCGCAAGAAUGUCCUGGACGUUGACACCUUUACUGAUGUUGCUGCCACCGCCAACAUCGGAGGCCUCAUUGGCACCGGCAUCAACGUCAUUGGCUCCACCGUUGACGCCCUCACCGCCUUCUUAGGCCGCAGUGUCUCCCUCCAGCUCAUCAGUUCUACUCAAUCCGACGAGAAUGGCAACGGAAAAGUUGUAAAGGAUACAUUUCUGGAAGGUAUUAUUGCGUCGUUACCAACCUUAGGAGCUGGAGAAUCUGCAUUCAGCAUUCAUUUUGAAUGGGACGAUAGCAUGGGAAUCCCUGGUGCAUUUUACAUCAAGAACUAUAUGCAAGUUGAGUUUUUCCUCAAGACCUUAACUCUUGAAGAUGUUCCAAACCAAGGAACCAUCCAUUUUGUUUGCAACUCUUGGGUUUACAACUCUAAACUCUACAAAUCCCCACGCAUUUUCUUCUCCAACAAGCCAUAUCUUCCAAGUGAAACACCAGCUCCACUUGUUAAGUACAGAGAAGAAGACCUGAAAAAUUUAAGAGGUGAUGGAAAAGGGGAGCGUCAGGAGCAUGAAAGAAUUUAUGAUUAUGAUGUCUACAAUGAUUUGGGGAAUCCGGAUCGGAACGAAAACCAUGCUCGCCCCAUCCUUGGAGGUUCUACCACUUUCCCUUACCCUCGCAGGGGAAGAACUGGUAGAUAUCCUGCAAGAAAUGAUCCUAACAGUGAGAAACCAGGGGAUGUUUAUGUUCCUAGAGAUGAAAACUUUGGACACUUGAAAUCUUCGGACUUCCUUGCAAAUUCAAUAAAAUUUUUGACUCGGUAUGUGCUGCCAGCUUUUGAAUCUGUGUUCGAUUUGAAUUUGACCCCAAAUGAGUUUGAUAGCUUCCAAGAUGUUCGUGAUCUCUAUGAAGGCGGAAUUAGGCUACCUACGGAAGUAAUUAGCACAAUUAGCCCCUUACCCGUCAUCAAAGAACUCUUCCGAACCGAUGGCGAACAAGUCCUCAAGUUUCCACCACCUCACAUCAUUCAAGUGAAUAAAUCUGCAUGGAUGACUGAUGAAGAAUUCGCAAGAGAAAUGAUUGCUGGUGUAAAUCCUUGCAUGAUUCGUAGUCUUCAAGAGUUUCCUCCAAAAAGCAAUUUGGAUCCCACAAUCUAUGGUGAUCAAAACAGUAAGAUACCUGCAGAAGUUCUUGAUCUUGAAGGGUGCUCACUAGAAGAGGCAAUUAAUGGUCGGAGACUGUUUAUAUUAGAUUACCAUGAUGUGUUCAUGCCAUAUGUGAGGCGAAUAAAUGAGACCCAUGCAAAAGCAUAUGCCACUAGGACUAUCCUUUUUCUGAAAGAGGAUGGAACAUUGAAGCCAGUGGCCAUUGAAUUAAGCUUGCCAGAUCCUGAUGGAGAUAAAUCAGGUGCUAUCAGUAAAGUUAUCUUACCUGCAAAGGAAGGUGUUGAAAGCACAAUUUGGCUACUAGCCAAAGCUUAUGUCAUAGUAAAUGACUCAUGCUACCAUCAACUCAUGAGCCAUUGGUUGAAUACUCAUGCAGUUAUUGAGCCAUUUGUGAUAGCAACAAAUAGACAGCUAAGUGUGAUUCACCCAAUUUAUAAACUUUUAUCUCCACACUACCGUGACACUAUGAACAUCAAUGCACUUGCUAGGCAGAAUCUGAUUAAUUCUGAUGGCAUAAUAGAAAGAACCUUCUUGCCCUCCAAGUUUUCUCUGGAGAUGUCUUCAGCUGUUUAUAAGAACUGGGUUUUCACUGAUCAAGCACUACCUGCUGAUCUCAUCAAGAGAGGAAUGGCAGUGGAGGAUUCAUCUUCUCCUUAUGGAAUUCGUCUUGUAAUAGAAGACUACCCUUAUGCUGUUGAUGGACUAGAGAUAUGGUUUGCCAUUAAGAAAUGGGUCCAAGAUUAUGUCUCAUUGUACUAUCCAACAGACAAUGAUCUCAAAAAAGACCCUGAACUCCACAACUGGUGGAAAGAAGCUGUUGAGGUAGGUCAUGGUGAUUUGAAAGACAAACCAUGGUGGCCAAAGAUGCAGACAGUUGAAGAGUUAGUUGAAUCAUGCACAACCAUAAUAUGGACGGCGUCAGCGCUCCAUGCAGCCGUUAAUUUUGGACAGUAUCCAUAUGGAGGGCUUAUACUGAACCGUCCAACACUUAGCAGAAGAUUGCUUCCUGAACAAGGCACUGCAGAGUAUGAAGAGAUGGUGAAGAGUCACCAAAAGGCUUAUCUGAGAACAAUUACACCGAAAUUGGAGACUCUUAUUGACCUUACAACCAUAGAAAUCUUAUCAAAGCAUGCUUCUGAUGAGGUGUAUCUUGGAGAGAGGGAUAAUCCACAUUGGACAUUUGAUUCAAGAGCAUUAGAAGCAUUUCAGAGAUUUGGGAACAAACUGAGUGAGAUUGAGGAGAAGCUAACAGAGAAGAACAAAGAUGGGAGACUGAGUAAUAGAAUUGGGCCAGUUGAAUUGCCAUACACUCUGCUUCAUCCUACUAGCAAUGAAGGGUUGACUUUUAGAGGAGUUCCAAACAGCAUCUCUAUCUAAAUGCAGGGAAUAAUAUAAUGAAUUAAUAAUGUGUGGUUUCUUAGCUUUUUCAAGUCUUAUAUAUCAUGUGUAUUAGUAAUGUGCUACAUUAUAUUUGAAUAAUGUGCUUCUGGUUUUCACUUUUCAAAUAAUAGCAAGAGAUGACAGUUGUGUGU
Arachis stenosperma is the source of this 2787-nucleotide messenger RNA. RefSeq names its product seed linoleate 9S-lipoxygenase-2-like. The transcript is spliced from 9 exons. The record is from RefSeq and is a predicted model, not a curated record. Gene Ontology annotation, molecular function: oxidoreductase activity, acting on single donors with incorporation of molecular oxygen, incorporation of two atoms of oxygen; protein binding; metal ion binding. Gene Ontology annotation, biological process: lipid oxidation. The coding region runs from base 41 to 2632 and encodes 863 amino acids. NCBI's taxonomy places the organism in Eukaryota, Viridiplantae, Streptophyta, Magnoliopsida, Fabales, Fabaceae.